Molecule: messenger RNA, 2608 nt
Organism: Neoarius graeffei (lesser salmon catfish)
Lineage: Eukaryota; Metazoa; Chordata; Actinopteri; Siluriformes; Ariidae
Gene: deptor
Product: DEP domain containing MTOR-interacting protein
Exons: 11
Coding region: 277-1488 (403 amino acids)
Biological process (GO): negative regulation of TOR signaling; intracellular signal transduction
Molecular function (GO): protein binding
Source: RefSeq, a predicted model, not a curated record
ACUGCAGGAUAGUAAACAAUCAGCACUCGUCUGGGCAGAGACACUGAUCACUCACACACUGCUGGACCACUCAUGAUCUCGACAUAUGAUCUUUAAUUCACUGACAGCCUUGGACAGAAUUCUGAAGAAGAAAUCCGUGUGCAUUGUGUAUUAUUUUCCAUCCAGAAGUGUCUUUUGUGCGACUGGAAAGAGCCAGAGCUUUGCUUGAUGGGAUACAAAAGGCAGAAGUUUGCGGCUGUCAGUUGGAUUUAAAGAGCCACAGGACACAAGGGCUCAAUGAGUCAGGCUCCAGAGAUGGACUCAAUCGGGCAGACCAUGAUGCAGAACAAAGCUGCUGAGCUGGAGCGCAUGGCUGAAGUCCUCAUUACAGGCGAGCAGUUGAGAUUGCGGCUCCAUGAGGGAAAAGUCAUCAAAGACCGGAGGCAUCAUCUCCGUACCUACCCCAACUGCUUUGUGGCUAAGGAACUUAUUGAUUGGUUGAUUGAGCACAAGGAGGCCUCAGACAGAGACAUGGCUAUCAAGAUCAUGCAGAAGUUGCUGGAUCAAAGCAUCAUCCAUCAUGUUUGUGAUGAGCACAAGGAGUUCAAAGACAUGAAGCUGUUUUACCGCUUCAGGAAAGAUGACGGAACGUUUCCUCUGGACAGUGAGGCUAAGGUUUUCAUGAGAGGCCAGAGGAUAUAUGAGAAAUUGAUGAAUGCAGAGAACAACCUGCUUAAGACACGUGAAGAGGAGGGCAUUCCUCAUGAGCGGACACUGGUGGCCUCUGAGUUUAUUGACUGGCUCUUGCAGGAGGGGGAAAUGGCCACCAGAGAGGAAGCGGAGCAACUUGGGCGGAGACUGCUGGAGCAUGGAAUCAUUCAGCAUGUCACCAACAAGCACCACUUUGCAGACGGUGACCUCCUCUUUCAGUUCCGGAUGAAUUUCCGCCGCCGCCGGCGACUGAUGGAGCUGCUGAGCGAGCGAACACGCAUGAUUUUAGACAGCCACGACAGCCCAUUCUGCCUGCGCAAACAGAACACAGACAGCAGCAACAACAGCUUCCUCUCUGUGAGCCCCACUAAAGAGAUUAAGGUGGUGUCAGCAGUGAGGCGCAGCAGUAUGAGCAGUAGUUGUGGCAGCAGUGGUUAUUAUAGUAGCAGUCCCACACUGAGCAGCAGUCCUCCUGUGCUCUGCAACCCCAAAUCUGUGCUGAAGAGACAAGUCAGCCCAGAGGAGCUACAGACUCCAGGCGGGCCAUUCAUAAAGAAGACAGUCACUAUCAUAGGUGAUGCAGUGGGUUGGGGUUUCGUGGUCAGAGGAAAUAAACCCUGCCACAUCCAGGCUGUUGACCCCAGUGGACCUGCUGCUGCAGCAGGGAUGAAGGUGUGUCAGUUUGUUGUGUCGGUCAAUGGGCUGAAUGUGCUGAAUCUGGACUACAGAACUGUCAGCAACCUCAUUCUCACAGGACCCAGGACUGUGGUCAUGGAGGUCAUGGAAGAGUGUCAGUGAAAUCGUCAGCAGAAAGUUCUAGAGAACAGCAGAGAACGAGUCAUUGGACGGCAUGUCAUCACUGUUGGUCUUAUCACUAUUCAUUCAAAAUUUGGGUUCAGUGACACUCCUUCCUGUUUGUGCAUCACAGCAAUCUCCAAGAGACUCAUUAUGAGGACGUUAUGAUGACAGAGGGGAAAAAGGGAAUUGUGUCAAAUCAUGUCAUUGUAACAAACUGUGUACAGAUGGGAGAAAAUGUUCUACACAGAUUUAUGAUAUGCUUCUUGAGUAUGGGAAUCCAUUCCUAACCGUUUUGUAUGUAGCAUUCAAGUGAUGGCCAAGAGCUUCAUUCAGGCUUGAGCGAGGUUUGAGUAGCUGAGCGAGGCUAACAGUAACACACUGUUGUGUUGCAGUGCUACAGUGCAGUCAUGCAUGGCUCACAAAGUGUUGAUUCCACACAUUUUCAGGACUAAGUGUCAAUAGGUCAUGUUUUGAGACUCCUGAACGGUCUUUAAUUAGGAUUUAAAAGGGAUAAGCUUUACCUCGGCAGUGCCAGAAAUGUCAGUUUUUUUGCAUCCAUAAACUUUAAUGAAGAAAAAUGUUGACGUUCAGUAGAAGAACAGCACUUAUAUGUGACUUUCAUGUCUGUGAUUUUUGUAAAUUAAGACCCUUUUAAAACAUCAUCAUGAUGUAACCCAUAUUUACACUGCAAAAAAUGUUAUCUUCGCAAGUGAAAAUAUCUUUAUUAUAGUCAAAUUGAUCAAGUAUUUCCUAAGAUUACACUCAACAAACUUUAAGAUUAUUAAACCCAUUUCUAGACAUUUGGGGGGGGGUUGUGCGUUUGUUUUUACUAAUUUCAAGCUUUACAUUUUAUAUUCUUAUUUUAUUAGCAUAUCAUUUUGCUUCUGUUUAGAAAUACAUGCUUAAAAUUAGCAAAAUUAUCUGCCAGUCGAACAAAAACUAUUUCAAGCUUGAGAUUAUUAAAAAUGUCUAAUUGCAUUAAUAAUCUUUAUGUUGUAUAUUGUAAACAUAUAACAGGAAAUACUCGCUAAAUUUGACUAUAUUCAGCUCUAUCGAUAUUUCCACUUCCUAAGAUGCACAGUGGUGCUUGAAAGUUUGUGAACCCUUUAGAAUUUUCUAU